This is a messenger RNA of Fusarium mangiferae, 525 nucleotides long. Its product is annotated as putative Pre-mRNA-splicing factor CWC21. The transcript has 2 exons. The coding region runs from base 1 to 525 and encodes 174 amino acids. Lineage: Eukaryota; Fungi; Ascomycota; Sordariomycetes; Hypocreales; Nectriaceae. The record is from RefSeq and is a predicted model, not a curated record.
AUGUCUGACAACGUUGGUCUCAACACCCCCCGAGGUAGUGGCACCUCGGGCUACGUUCAACGCAACCUUGCUCAGAUCAAGCCUCGCGACUACGGCGCUCCUUAUCCCAAAGACCUCGAUAGCUUUCGACACAAACAACGGCAGCCAGACAAGGGGAUCCUGGAGCAUGACCGCAAGCGCGAGGUCGAAGUUAAGGUCUUUGACUUGAGGGACAAGCUUGAAGAAGAAGAGGUUGACGAAGACGAGAUCGAUAGGCGAUGCGACGAGCUCCGACAAAAACUCCUCGCCGAGAUGAAUUCUGGGAGGAGAGGCGGCCAAAGAAAGACAUUUAAGCAACACCAGGUCCACGAGAUGGCCGAUGCCAAGAUCAAGGAGAGCGAACGACUACGGAAAGCAUUGAAGAUUAGCGCAGACUAUGAAGAGGGAGGUCAUUGGAAGCGCCAAGAAGAGAGGCUGCGCAAUGCUUUGGAGAAGGAAGAGGAGAAGGAUGAAGGUGACGAUAGGAAAAGUGAGCCGAGAGACUAG